Conger conger (European conger) is the source of this 1641-nucleotide messenger RNA. RefSeq names its product transmembrane protein 45B (gene tmem45b). Bases 110 to 952 code for a protein of 280 amino acids. NCBI's taxonomy places the organism in Eukaryota, Metazoa, Chordata, Actinopteri, Anguilliformes, Congridae. The record is from RefSeq and is a predicted model, not a curated record. The transcript has 6 exons.
AAAAAAAGACAGGUAGAGAAGGUCACUGUAUGCGUAACGGGAAUUACGGACUAGACAGCACUGUGCAGACUGGGCUAUAUAACUCGAUAAAAAGGGGCAAAGGGGCAAGAUGGCCAACUUCAAGGGUCACGCCCUGCCAGGCAGCUUCUUCCUGCUGUUUGGCCUGUGGUGGUCGGUGAAGUUCCCGCUCCGACGGUACUGGAGGAGGGGUAGGCCUGCACAGGGAGAUAGACUCCCGCAGUUCUUCAACCGAAUAGACCUUGUGGAGGGGGGACUCAAGAUCUUCUUCGCCUUUGUGGGCAUCAUGGCUGAGCAGUUCGUGCCCGAUGGUCCCCACGCCCACCUGUACACCACUGAUGCCUGGGUGAAGCUGAUGAACUGGCAGCACAGCACCAUGUACCUCUUCUACGGGAUCUCUGGCGUCACAGACGUCCUCUCCGCUUCGUCUCCGGCCAUCCCGCUCAGCCUCGACCGCCUCGGCCUCUCCCUGGCCCUCUUUGUCGAAGGGUUCCUGUUCUACUUCCACCUCCAUGGCCGGCCGCCCCUGGACAUACACGUGCACUCCCUGCUCCUGGUGGCCGUGUUCGGGGGAGCGGCCAGCACCUUCCUGGAGGUCUUUCUGAGGGACCAGCCAGUGCUGGAGGUGCUGAGGAGCAGCCUGGCCAUCCUGCAAGGCAGCUGGUUCUACCAGAUCGGUUUUGUCCUGUAUCCGCUCAGCGGGCCGAAGUGGGACGAAACGCAACACGACAACAUGAUGUUCAUCACCAUGUGCUACUGCUGGCACUACGCCACGGCUCUGCUCCUCGUCGGUGUUAAUUACAGCCUCGUUUACGCCUGUGUACGUAGGUGUGCAGGGAGGCAGGGCAGGGACAUGGAGAUUGGACUACGGAAGACCUGCUCCUCGGACUCCAGCUCCCAGAAGGCUUUGCUCCAGGACUCUGACGAGGACUAGACGAGGCUCAACGGCACACCCUGAAACCCAAGUCUGGUUUCAAAUCCAGGAAGUGCCUUUCAACCGAGCCCUGGGACUCUUUCCAACCCCUUAUUUUCACCUUGUUUGUCCUAGCGACACUCAUCAUGGGAGGUGAAGAGAAAACAUGAAUUAGACAAAUGGAAUGUGCUUGCUCCUUCAAACGUCAGUUCGAAGCUACACCUGUUACAGAUGUGGCAUACGCCUGGCAGAUGGGGAGAGGUGGACCCACUAGUCGAUCAUUUAUAAAUCACACAUUCCGGAAAAAAAAAAUUAUGUAAAAGGAUGCGCGCUCAGGUUUCCUUGCUCUUAAAAGGAACAGUUAACAGAUUGGAAUUUCCUAAAAGAUGGCGCACCUCAACAGAUUUCUGGGUUAGGUGAAAUGAGGUGAAAAAUAAGCAAUUGGAAUGAGCCCCUGGUUUCCUUUGAUUUGCUUGUUUUUAUACUGUGAAAUGGCACUGCUGAAAUGAAAAUGUUUUUAUUCUCUAAAGACACAUAUCAUAAUGUAUUCACUACCUUGUGUGACAAAAGAACACUCAGAAUUGUACAUAAUUUCACACCUUUUAAAUGCUUUCUGUAAGUCAUGCUUUCAAUGAAAUGUUAAAAUUAUUUUUCAGAGCAUUUACUUUGCAAUAAAGUAGAAUAAGCACAGCUUAUUCUGAAAACUGGCA